CUUACGAUAUAUAGACGGCCACUCUCUCUGUUUCUUCCCGCUGAUCUCGCCUUCUCGUCUUCCCUUUUUCGAAAAAAAUAUCCCUUAAUAGAUUAAAAAAAAAAGAAGGAAAAUUGCCAUUAAUGCCGCUCCACCUCCUUCCUCCUCAAUCUUCCGAACCCUAAUUUAACGACAAGUUCUACGAAUUGAGAGAGAGGCUCCAAUUGGAUUGCCGGCAUCAAUUUGGGCGAGGCCCUCGUAGAAAUCGUCAUUGGAGACGAGCACUAGCAUUUAAAAAUCGGUUCUUGGCGUGUUUGGGGAUUUUUUUUCUUUUGAAGUUUGGAAUUGGUCUCUGUGUCCUCAUCGUAACUCGUGGUUUGAAAACUUCAGACAACAACGACAGGAAUUGGAGAGUUUUUGGGUUUUAAAAGGAGACAGAGUCUUCAUUCAGUGGAGAAGCGGUUGUUUCCUUAUUUAAAUAUGAAACUGUUCUCAAUUUAACUCGCUUCGCUGCCUUCGAAUUGAAAAGACCCAUGCUUUCUUCGGAGUUAGCAUCGGAAUUUCUCUGCUGAGAUCCUAUACACUACAACUUCAACCCUCACCAAGAAAAAGAAGCAAAUCAUGGCUUCCAAAUUUCUCAAAGGCAGCCGGCAACUCAAACAUGUCCCUGACUCCUCCAUUGACAUCGGCAAGCCACCAGCUCCUCCACCUCCAACCGUCACUUUUGGCCGCCGAACACUCUCAGGACGAUACAUAAGCUACUCCCGAGAUGACCUCGAGAGCGAGCUCUCCUCCGCUGAGUUCUCAAAUUACCAUGUUCACAUCCCCAUGACCCCCGAUCGCCAAUCCACAGGCCGAACUGAUAUAGUCCCUAUGGACUCUUCCAUCACUGCCCGUGUUGAGGAACAAUAUGUCUCGAAUUCUUUAUUCACUGGUGGAUUCAACAACGUCACUCGAGCCCAUUUGAUGGAUAAAGUCACCGAGUCUGAUACCAAUUCCCAUCCUCAGAUGGCAGGGACAAAGGGGUCAUCUUGUUCAGUGCAUGGAUGUGAUCAGAAGAUUAUGAGUGAUGAGAGAGGAGAAGAUAUUCUACCUUGUGAAUGUGAUUUCAAGAUUUGUGUUGAUUGCUUCACUGAUGCCGUUAAGACUGGUGGAGGGAUUUGUCCUGGGUGUAAGGAGCAGUAUCGUUCGACUGAUUUGGAUGAGGUUUUGGGGAAGGAUGGGAACGCUAAGGCUCUUUCUUUGUCGGGGGCGAAGAUGGAGAGGAGGUUGUCGAUGAUGAAGUCCACGAAGUAUGAUUUUGAUCAUAAUAAGUGGUUGUUUGAGACAAAGGGGACUUAUGGGUACGGGAAUGCAUUUUGGCCUGCAGCAAAUGACGAUGGUGAUGAGAGGAGUGGAGAUGGAGGGAGUGAGCAGAGGAAGGAGUUGAUUGCUAAGCCAUGGAGGCCUCUCACUAGAAAGUUGAAGAUCCGGGCAGCAGUCUUGAGUCCUUAUAGGCUCCUCAUUGUCAUCCGCAUGGUUGUCCUUGGCCUAUUCCUCGAUUGGCGUAUUCGAAACAAGAACCAAGACGCAAUCUGGCUAUGGGGCAUGUCUGUAGUCUGUGAGCUCUGGUUCGCCUUCUCUUGGCUUCUCGACCAACUCCCCAAGCUCUGCCCAGUGAACCGCGCUACUGACCUCACAGUACUUAAGGAAAAAUUCGAGACUCCAAACCUGAGCAAUCCCACUGGAAAAUCCGAUCUCCCAGGCAUAGACAUCUUUGUGUCCACAGCCGACCCAGAGAAAGAGCCUCCACUUGUUACUGCUAACACUAUACUGUCCAUCCUUGCUGCAGAUUACCCAGUUGAGAAGCUCUCUUGCUAUGUUUCAGAUGAUGGCGGUGCUCUCUUGACAUUUGAAGCAAUGGCUGAAGCUGCUAGCUUUGCUUACUUGUGGGUCCCUUUUUGUCGGAAGCACAAUAUUGAGCCUAGAAACCCUGAGAGCUACUUCAGCUUGAAAAGGGAUCCGUACAAGAAUAAGGUGAAGCCAGAUUUUGUUAAAGACAGGAGAAGGGUGAAACGAGAGUAUGAUGAGUUCAAGGUUAGGAUAAAUGGGCUGCCAGAUUCUAUUAGACGGCGCUCAGAUGCAUACCAUGCUCGAGAGGAGAUUAAGGCUAUGAAUUUGCAGAGGGAGAAAGCUGGAAAUGAACCUGUAGAGCCUGUUAAGAUUCCGAAAGCAACUUGGAUGGCUGAUGGUACUCAUUGGCCUGGAACCUGGGUUAAUCCCUCGACUGAGCAUUUUAAGGGUGAUCACUCUGGGAUCAUACAGGUGAUGCUGAAGCCUCCAAGUGACGAGCCCUUAUACGGAACCAACAAUCCCGAAGACGAAAAAGGCAUCAUUGACCUCACUGAGAUUGACAUACGCCUUCCCAUGCUUGUCUAUGUCUCUCGCGAAAAACGUCCAGGCUAUGACCACAACAAGAAGGCCGGUGCCAUGAAUGCCCUUGUUCGAGCCUCUGCAAUCAUGUCCAAUGGUCCCUUCAUCCUCAACCUCGACUGUGAUCACUAUGUCUACAACUCUCAGGCUCUCCGUGAAGGCAUUUGCUUCAUGAUGGACCGUGGAGGUGAUCGUCUCUGCUAUGUCCAGUUCCCCCAGAGGUUUGAAGGAAUUGACCCCUCAGACCGUUACGCCAAUCACAACACUGUCUUCUUUGAUGUUAACAUGCGUGCACUUGACGGCCUUCAAGGCCCUGUUUAUGUUGGCACCGGUUGCCUCUUCCGUCGAAUUGCUCUCUACGGCUUUGACCCCCCUCGUGAUCAUAAAGAACACCCAUCGGGUUGCUGCGGAUGUUGCUUUCCAAGAAGAAAGCGUAAGGUCGCCGCUGCCUCUGAGGAGUCCCGGUCUCUGAGGAUGGGGGACGAAGAAGAAGAAGAGAUGAAUGUAUCAUCGUUUCCCAAAAAGUUUGGUAACUCGAGCUUUCUAAUAGAUUCAAUGCCAGUUGCUGAGUUUCAGGGCCGGCCACUCGCUGACCAUCCAUCUGUCAAGUACGGUCGGCCUCCUGGCGCCCUCACCAUUCCCCGAGACCUGCUCGACGCCUCCACUGUUGCAGAGGCGAUCAGCGUGAUCUCCUGCUGGUACGAGGAUAAAACAGAGUGGGGAAAUCGUGUUGGAUGGAUAUAUGGCUCAGUCACCGAGGAUGUCGUAACGGGAUACAGAAUGCAUAACCGAGGUUGGAAGUCUGUGUAUUGCGUGACAAAACGAGACGCUUUCCGUGGAACUGCUCCGAUCAACCUCACUGAUAGGCUCCACCAGGUUCUGCGGUGGGCGACGGGUUCUGUUGAAAUCUUCUUCUCAAGAAACAAUGCAUUCUUCGCGAGCCCAAAGAUGAAGCUUCUCCAAAGGAUAGCAUAUCUCAAUGUCGGUAUCUAUCCAUUCACCUCCAUCUUUCUCAUUGUCUACUGUUUCCUCCCAGCGCUCUCCCUCUUCUCUGGGCAAUUCAUCGUGCAGACACUCAACGUGACGUUCCUUACAUACCUUCUCACUAUAACGGUAACCCUUUGCUUAUUGGCGGUGCUUGAGAUCAAAUGGUCAGGGAUCGAGUUAGAAGAGUGGUGGCGAAACGAACAGUUUUGGCUCAUUGGAGGGACAAGUGCACAUAUAGCCGCGGUGCUCCAAGGACUGCUGAAAGUUAUUGCUGGUAUCGAAAUCUCAUUCACCUUAACCUCGAAAUCAGGAGGUGAUGACGUUAACGAUGAGUUUGCAGACCUCUAUACCGUGAAAUGGACAUCACUGAUGAUACCACCGAUAACGAUCAUGAUGGUGAACCUCAUUGGGAUCGCAGUUGGCAUAAGUCAAACAAUCUAUAGUCCGUUGCCGCAGUGGAGUAGGCUGCUUGGGGGAGUCUUCUUCAGUUUCUGGGUGUUGGCUCACCUGUAUCCUUUUGCGAAGGGAUUGAUGGGGAGGAGAGGGAGGACUCCAACCAUCGUGUUUGUUUGGUCGGGGUUGAUUGCGAUCACUAUAUCGUUGCUUGUUGUCGCCAUUGAUCGGCCGGAUGGGAGCUCAGAGAUUGGUGGCAGGUUUUCUUUCCCUUUUUAAUUUUAUUUGCUUUUAUUGAUUUAUACUUGUUUAACCGUUUUAAUUGGAGAUUGGAGGGUAGAUGAAACAUAAUAUACUUGUGAAGAAGGGUAUAGUUUGUUUAUAGUGUGUGGAGAAUAUAGAGGGAAUUUUAUUUGAUUGGCCAAUUCAUUGUAAUUUUGGGUACAUAUCAAAUUGGAAUUCCAACAUUUUUUUUAAA
This is a messenger RNA of Asparagus officinalis (garden asparagus), 4249 nucleotides long. Its product is annotated as cellulose synthase-like protein D3. Gene Ontology annotation, biological process: plant-type primary cell wall biogenesis; cellulose biosynthetic process. Bases 601 to 4050 code for a protein of 1149 amino acids. The record is from RefSeq and is a predicted model, not a curated record. Gene Ontology annotation, molecular function: mannan synthase activity; cellulose synthase (UDP-forming) activity. NCBI's taxonomy places the organism in Eukaryota, Viridiplantae, Streptophyta, Magnoliopsida, Asparagales, Asparagaceae. Gene Ontology annotation, cellular component: plasma membrane; trans-Golgi network. The transcript has 4 exons.